GGUGGUGAUUAUGAGUGAUGAUGGACAUAAGACCAAUAAUAAUCACUUCCGAGACAGAGACAGAGAGGGAGAGCGAGAGAGAGAGCGGUGAUGAAGAGAUCAAGAGAGGGUAAAAAGAGACAAAACGGUGGGAAUUAGAGGUAGUAAAAACGUUCUGAGGGAUUUUCAAGAGUCACGUUAUUACUGAAGAGGGAGAGAGAGCGAGAGAGAGGGAGGGAGGGAGAGAGGGAGACGCGAUAACAGCGUUUGUCCUUCUUCCACUCAGUUUUGUGACCUGCUGACGGGCAGAGCGGGCGGCGGACGAAGAAACUUGAGACAAUCACACCGAGAUCCGACAUUCAGAGGCUGACUGAAGAUCAGACCUAGUUUCCCCUCGCUUGGUAUUUGGGAAUUGCUCUCUCUGCCUUUCCUGCUCUUUGGCAUCGCUGCUUGACAUUCACCAGAGAUCACAUUGUAAAUUGAGAUUACGGGUGUUCAACCCUCCGUGGGAAACUGAAUGAGACGCUUCGCAAGAGGAGUGGGAAAAAAACAGCAGAGGGAGGCUUGGUGAGAUAGAAGAAGAUAUUAGGUGCCGUGAAAAAAAAAAGAAGGAGUGACUGACACCUGCCCUCCAGCUCACUGUGAAGGGCACAGAAUGGGAGAGUGAGAGGAGCGGGGGGGGGGGCAUGAAAGGAGGGAAAACAGAGGAGAGAAUGAAGACAACUGGAAAACAAGGCCUGCCUCUCAGCAAACCUCGCUUAAAUUAGGACACCUCGCCACAAGUCAAGAUGAUUACCAGAAAUCUGCUCUUAUUGGUUUCCCUGUGCCUGUGGGAGGGGCUUGUAGGAGGUGCUUCGGCCAGUAAGAUUGUACGGAGGAGAGGAGUGGGCGGAUCGCACAUGGUGAAGCUAGGGGAGAGCAGAGCUGUGGACCAAUGGGAUGCAAGCAUGGAUGCAAAUGCAAUGCCUGUGGUGACUCUUAGAAACCUGAUUAAUCAUGAACAGGCGGGCGACACUGGGGCUUUUUCUUAUUCCAAAAUAUUGCAGAAUCAUGCUGCUCCAUCUGUAGCUAACAAGGAGAGGCAACCUUAUAAGCCCAAGCGUGAGGUUGACUCCGUCAAUAAAAAGGAGGCAACUUCACACAUAUUGGCCAAUAACAAGGAGUUAAACCAGGAUGUGAAGAAAGUUAAGAACAACACCAAGAGUGCUGAGACUACCAAAACAGGGAGGUCAGAGAAAAUGUUCACAAUCCAUCACAAGCCAGAUAUACACUCCAAUAAGACCCGGUUUAAAUCAGGAUCCAGAUCCAGGAGCAGACCUGACUUGAGUGUCCAUACCACAGGUGUGCCUGGAAAAGGAUUCAGCAUAGAUUCAAACCGAAAGCUGAACCUCACUGGCAGUUACGGGGUCCUGAAGCUGCUGUCAAAAGAGAACCUAGUCAGGAUCGUCAAUUCCCAAAUGCAGAGUGUUCCCAGCCUAAGCUUUCCGAGCAAGGGCAGCCGGAGCAGGAAGAGAGAUUUGAUUGACGUUAAUCAUGGACAGUUAGAGGCUCAGAAAGUACCGAGACAAGAUAUGGCUGUCACUCAGUCUCACACUGGAUUUGAUAAUCAGACUGCAUUUCCUUAUGUAAGCCCAGUCACCACUCCAGAUCUUAAUCGAGACCAGGGUGCUGACACUCGUAUUAAUCCACCAAGUGAAGUCAAGCCAGCUUUAAGUAAAGGGCAGGACAACUUGGGAAUGCAGGGUUUAGAUAAUGGCGAUAGCAAGAGCAAACACCUCGUCCGUGCGCUGUCAACACCUCGCAGUGAGGUCAGCCUUAGCCCCGAGAAAGAAGUAAUGAUCAGCCAAACAGAACCACCAUUUACAUCGACAAAACAUCUCCCACUGUAUGUUCCCUCUGAAACAAAUGAUUCUCCUUCAUCUGUGCUGACAGUGCAACACCUGGGACUAAGACCAGGGAACAGAGCAGAAGAUUCCCAUAGAGACCCAUUAACAGAGUCAGUUCACACUGCUCAAACAGAACCCAGCACAACUCAGUACCCUGCAGAUGAAGACAAUAAAUUUGUCAACAGCAGUCAUGUCCUGAGGCUGCACCCAGCUCCUGAAUGGAGCCACGACACGAAAGACGCUGGGAUGCAAGCUGUCGAUCCAGAAAACGGGAAGGGCCUUGUGUUCGAAGAGGCAGAGUCAGAGGUGAAAGAGGAGCCGCGUGAGCGCAUGGAGGGGAAGGGAUCGCGCUCUCGCAGCAGGAGGAGCUGGAUCUGGAACCAGUUCUUUGUGAUUGAAGAAUAUGCCGGGCCUGAACCUGUGCUCAUCGGACGGCUCCACACAGACAUGGACAGGAAUGAUGGACGCACAAAGUAUGUCCUGCGAGGUGAGGGGGCGGGCUCGGUCUUUGUGAUAGACGAGAAGACAGGCAACAUCCACGUCACCAAGCCACUGGACCGUGAGGAGAAGGACGAGUACCGUCUCAUCGCCACGGCCACCGACAGGCAGACUGACCGUGCCCUGGAGCCCUCGUCACAGUUUAUAAUCCGGGUGCAGGACAUCAAUGACAACCCGCCUGUCUUUGAUGAAGGCCCCUACAGCGCCACCGUGCCUGAGAUGGCAAAUAUAGGCACGUCUAUAAUCCAGGUGACAGCGACAGAUGCUGAUGACCCGACUUAUGGGAACAGCGCCAAGCUAGUGUACACACUGGUGCAGGGCCAACAGUACUUCUCUGUCGAUCCCCAGACAGGUAUUCUGCGUACAGCUGUACCUGACAUGGACAGGGAGACCCAGGACCAGUACCUGGUGGUGCUUCAGGCCAAGGACAUGGGGGGCCACCUGGGUGGAUUAUCAGGGACCACCACCAUCACUGUCCGGCUCUCUGACGUCAAUGACAACCCGCCGCGGUUCACCCAGAGUAUGUGGUCCUUCUCCGUUUCUGAGCUGGCCAUCCCGGGCGCCGAGAUAGGGCGUAUCUCAGCCAGUGAUGCCGACCUCGGUGAGAAUGCCAAGCUGGAAUAUACCAUCCUGGAGGGGGAGACCGGGGACACGUUCAACAUCACUGGAGUGAACCAAGAGGCUGUCAUCACGCUCAACAAGGCUGUGGACUAUGAGAGUCGGAGCUCCUACUCUUUCUCCGUCGAGGUCCUCAACCCCAUAGUGGACCCUCGCUUCCUUCGUCGAGGCCCCUUCAAGGACCGGGCGUCCAUCAGAGUGGCAGUGUUGGAUGCAGAUGAGCCACCGAGGUUCUCCCGGGCACGGUAUCACAUGGAUGUAUCUGAGAACUGCCCGCCAGCCUGCACUGUCGGCCGGGUCAGCGCUGUCGACCCUGAUACUGGUCUGACCAAUAAUAUCAGGUUCUCCAUUGAUCCUCAAUCGGACCCAGAGGCUCUGUUUCGUAUCACCCCAGACACAGGCCUCAUCACCACUGCCAUGGAACUGGAUCGGGAACGCGAGCACUGGCACAAUAUUACUGUCAUUGCAACCCAGAGAGACAAUCCCAGCCAGGUGUCCAGAGUUCUGGUCGCAAUUGAGACAUUAGACCUGAAUGACAAUGCGCCCGAGCUGGACAGACAGUACACAACAGCCAUGUGCGACUCAUCCUCCGUCGGGCAGGUGGUGCAGGUGUUGCGGGCGAUUGAUAGAGAUGAGGGAGGGAAUGACAGCACUGUGUAUUUCAGCAUCCCUCCAGAGUCCAGCGCUGCCCUCAACUUCAGCGUCAGGGACAGUGGUGGCCCCACAGCCAGCCUGGUGCUGUUGUCCCAGCUCCAGCCGCUGUCCCGCUCCCCGUCCUCCACCCUGACGCUCUACGUGCCGCUGGUCCUGAGGGACGGGACGUCAGGCCUCACCAGCACCGGGACGGUCACCGUGUCCGUCUGUCCCUGCCUGAGAGGAGGGGCACGGGCCGGGGAGAAAGAGAAGGACAAGCAGACAGAGGGCGAGUGGGACUGGGAAAGAGAGGCGGUGUGUCUCCCUCAGCAGUCCACACUGCCUUCCCCUGGGCUCAGUACAGCGGCUCUGCUGGCUAUCCUGGCUUGUGUCGCUACACUAUUAGCGGUGAGUGCCCUGUCAUUGUCGCUGCGUCGUCAGAAGCGCGACUCCCUGUCACCGCUGGAGGAGGACGACGUACGUGAGAACAUCAUAACGUACGAUGACGAGGGCGGGGGAGAGGCCGACACGGCUGCCUUUGACAUCGCGGCCCUCCAGAGCGCCCCACACAGCUCACGCUCACGUGGCUACCGCACACUGGACAGCCGGAAUGUACGUUACACACAGCGUGGCCAAGACAAAUCUCGCACCUAUAGCUGGGCUCAAAACCCAGGUGUGGAUCACAACUACUCAGGACCUGGAGGACCCCUCUAUGGUCGCCUGUGUUACAGCAGCCACACUCUACCUGUCCUUCGCCGCACACCAGGUGGGACAUUUGAACCGGGCCUGGCAGAGCUGGGGUACCGUUACCCUGGUGGCCAGCCGGACCACUCUCUGGUCAUCCAGAACCAGGGGGCCAUGGUGGGGCCGAUGGAGUCUGGGGCAGUUUACAUAGCCCCCACAGACCUCAGCACAGGAAGCCGAACAGGGAGUCGCACUGGAAGCCGCGAUGGGACCGGGCCCCAGAGCGCAGUGAGCACAUCGGAUGGAGGAACGCCGAGGACCAGUGACAGCCAGGAGAGAGGAGGAGGGACAAGGACUGUAAGCAACUGCACAGAGGGGAGCAAUGAGGACAAGGUGAACCACAGUCAAGAUGUGGACUGGGUGCAGUCGGACACGUUACCCCGGGAGCACAACCUUGUCAUGACCCGAUCCGGCUCCAUGGUCGGCCAGGGUCACGGAGGAGGAGGCUGGGUGACCGACUCAGCUACGCUCCCCCUGGCGGGACGCAGGGCCUCCCGUGCCGGCUUGUCCCCGAAACACACAAGCUCUGGGCAGGCUGAGUCUGACUCCAGUGGAGGGGGAGGAGGUGGUGGAGGAGGAGGAGGAAGUGGAGGUGGAAAUGGAAGCGGGAGCAUUUCCGCAGAUGGACAACAGCAACCCGCCAAUGGACGCAACUACGCCACUGUGCUGCAGGGGGAGGUAUCUGGACAGAGGGACUACCCCGGCAGCUUGGGGAGAGGAGGACUGGAGAUGGGGAGCAACUUUGUGGUGGCAAGGCCAGACAGGGAGGGUGGAGGGAUUUCACUGACCGGGACUCCAUCUGUCUACCCAGACGCAGCCGGCUUUAUCGGGGACUGGCGUGAUCGGGUGGGUCUGGGGGGGUAUGUUUUGGGGAGGAGGGAUAUGACCCCGCAGCUUUUGCCCUUCCCAGGGCAGCCCCGAGGAGCGUAUGCUGGAGUGAUGGGCUUCGGGGCCGGCUGGGUUCCAGGAAUGGAGGCAGCGAGAGGAGCGCCAGGGCCCGGGGGUCCCUCCUUGGCGCUAAGGGUGGGUGAGUUCCUACGUCUGCGUCUUGCCCAGGUCACCUUUGACCCUUCGCAGCCACCGUAUGACUCGGUGCAGGUGUACGGCCUGGAGGGCACAGGGUCCAGGGCUGGAUCCCUCAGCUCACUGGAGAGUGAAGGAGAGAAGGAUGCAGAGAGGGAGGAUUGGGGAGCAGGGCUUGAAGAGUGGGGUCCCCAGUUCCAUAAACUAGCCCAACUUUUCAAAGAAAGGGAGAAAGAGAGGGAAGACAAGGAAAAAGUUGACGAGGGUGCCAAAAAGGAGAAGGAAAAUAAAGAGGAACCAGAGAAGAACGAUAAAAAAGGGAAAGGAGAGCAGGCUAGAGAAGAGGGGAAAGACUGAGGGAGAAUAUAAAUGAAACAAAUAGGGGCAAAGGGGGUAAGAGAGGAAGGGAGGGAAUAGGAGGAUGAUGAAAAGGCAACCAGAGCUAGAAUAAUGUGAAGAGAAGUUAAAGGGGAGAAAGAUGAAGAGGCAAAGUAAUAAAAAGAGACAGAGAAAAAUGAGCCUAGGGAGGAUGGAGAAUGCGAGGGCAGGGGAGGGAGUGAUUGAUGUAAUUUAAAGCAAUAAGUGUUGAAACGCUGAUAUGGUUGAGCACAGAUACUGAGACAA
Messenger RNA from Lates calcarifer (barramundi perch), 6005 nucleotides. It is a transcript of the gene cdh24b, whose product is annotated as cadherin-24. The coding region runs from base 768 to 5738 and encodes 1656 amino acids. Gene Ontology annotation, biological process: adherens junction organization; homophilic cell-cell adhesion; cell morphogenesis. Gene Ontology annotation, molecular function: cadherin binding; calcium ion binding. NCBI's taxonomy places the organism in Eukaryota, Metazoa, Chordata, Actinopteri, Centropomidae. The transcript has 15 exons. The record is from RefSeq and is a predicted model, not a curated record. Gene Ontology annotation, cellular component: plasma membrane; adherens junction; catenin complex.